Messenger RNA from Acanthosepion pharaonis, 705 nucleotides. NCBI's taxonomy places the organism in Eukaryota, Metazoa, Mollusca, Cephalopoda, Sepiida, Sepiidae. The record is from the annotation of a GenBank genome assembly.
AUGAUUCUUGAUGCUGGCUUUCAAUUUACAAGACUGUCGAUAGAAAGUGAUUCAGUAUCAAAUGUAAGGCAAGCACAUCCUCUCCGAUCCAGUCUCUCACUGACUGCUUUCAGUUUGAAACGUGCGAAUCUCAAUUACCAAAAGCUACUCCAUCGUUCCCCGCAACCCAAACCUCACAACACACGAUUCUGGUUGAUCUAUUUCUCUUCUCUUCUCUUCUCUUCUCUAUCUAUCUAUCUAUCUAUCUAUCUAUCUAUCUAUCUAUCUAUCUAUCGAAAUGUAUUCGUAUCUAUCUCUCUAUCUCCUUCAUGUAUUCGUAUCUCUCUAUUUAUCUAUUUGAACUAUUCGUAUCUAUCUAUCUAUCUAUCUAUCUAUCUAUCUAAUAUACUCGAUUCUAUCAAUCCAUGUACUCAGUGCAUUCGAAUUCAUAGGCUUGUAAAGCCUGUAUUUCUUUCUUUUUUCUUUCAUAGUCUCUUCCUAUUCAUCUGUCUAUCUAUCUACUUAAUGUAUUUGUAUAUCUAUCUAUCUAUCUAUCUAUCUAUCUAUCAUCUAUCUAUCUAUCUAUCUAAUGACCCCUCAACACUUACUUUCUUUCUUUCUUUCUUUCUUUCUUUCUUUCUUUCUUUCUUUCUUUCUUUCUGUGCUCAUAUUUAUGUACGUAUCUCAAUAUUUUCGCAUACUGCAAAUUGUGCUUAUAUAUCUUAA